Messenger RNA from Solenopsis invicta (red fire ant), 704 nucleotides. RefSeq lists its product as uncharacterized. The coding region runs from base 118 to 648 and encodes 176 amino acids. The transcript has a single exon. NCBI's taxonomy places the organism in Eukaryota, Metazoa, Arthropoda, Insecta, Hymenoptera, Formicidae. The record is from RefSeq and is a predicted model, not a curated record.
GCACCGCCAAUCAUCCAGCCGCUAACACACCCCAAGUGGCACUAUAGCAGUCCUGCGUCACUAGCAACGAGCGGCAUUUAUAACAAUGACGACCUGGAGCGACUCCGCUCCCAUAUAAUGUUUCCGGUAGAGAAACCGUCGAUGUUAAACACAAUCGCCCGAGGAGCACUGGGCGAAACCAUUCCAUCAGGCAGCAUCUCGAUGCUCAACCUUCUGGACGAGGACUCGCUCAACAAGAUAGCCGAGUCCGCUGGAGCAAAGGCCUGGAAAGGCUUUGUAACAUUCGGAUCGGCGAGCGCUGGAGUGCUCGCUAUCUUUAUCAUCAUACGGGUGGUAAAACUUGUGAUUGAUACCCUGAUCCAUGGCUAUGCAUUACAUUCCAUAUACGGCUGGAGCAUGCACCUGCUGGGUGCAGUGUGGAGCUCGGUGACCCAACUGCUGAUACAUAUCGGACGAGAACCAAAGGAUGGACCAUCAGCACCCGAAGAUGCCCCGCCCCAAACCCCUUCGUCGACAGAAGACCGCCCCCCUAAACCCGUGACAACGUGCGAAAGAGUGAGAAGUGAAACCAACACCAAUCCUACAUACACUUAUUCCGAACUCCGCAGAUACGUGAAAGACAGUCAACGUGAAGUGGAAAUAGUUUAAGAGUUCAAAAAUGUUAGCAUACGCCAACAUUUUAUUAUAAGGGGGGGGGUGUUAUA